UAGACCUAAAAAUCAGAUUCGCUUUUGCUAACCUCGCCGUUAUAAAAAAAAAAAAACUUAAGGACGUCGAAUUGCUAAGUUUAAUAUUUGUAACAAAGAAAACAGUGAAAAUAUUCAUAAACAAAUUUGAAGUUUUCAAUUAAAAUAUACAUACAUAAAUUCAAAAUAUUUGUUUUGUGAUUUUUGGAUGUCGAAUAUUUUCAAAUUGUUAAAAAAGUUGAUUGUAUAACAAACCAAUCUCUAAUUCCUGAAGUACGGUAGCGAAAAUAGAGGAUUAUUUAAUCCAACCGAUACGAAAAAAAUGUUAUGAAGCUUUUAACAGAAUAACCAGUUUUAAUUGUGAAAGUGCGAAUCCAAAAUUCCAGUCUCUAUCUGUUGGUAAAGUGUUAAUUUUUUUUUUCUAAAAGAAAACGCAAAUUUCCCGAAUAAACAGGAAACUUAUUGGAUUACAAUAUAAAAAUCGGUCUGCUGCGUUUCUGUGAUCUCGUCACUAAACAACUUAACCAUUUAAACCAACAAACAUUGAAAAUGUUUAGAAAAAAGUGAUAAGACUGGUUGCCGUGCAAAAGCAAUUCCCAAAUACUGAACGGCUACAAUGAAGUCCAAAAACUAUGUUCCAGUUCUUGUGGUAUUUUUUCUGAACUUUUAUCAUCAAACAUUUGGAAAUGAAUUUGACAGAAAUAACAUAACCAUUUUGCAUGAGGUCGAAAACGACCCCCUUGAGUUAAACACACACGAAGUUUUACCUUCAAAGUCAAUUAAAAAGAAACCAUAUGCCAUUCUCGACAAAUCAAGUGAAUAUGUAAAAAUACCUGUUGUUAAAGCUUACAACGGUCAUGCGGUAGCAUUUGAUUUUAAUUUGGGUGACUUGGAAGAUGUACACGAUGCCAUACUGCCGAAUGGAGAUUUAAGUUCUGAGGAACGCCAUCUGCUACGCAAUACAAAUGAUGAAGACUUGACGUAUUCCGAAGAGCCAUUGAUAACACCAAGUGUCGUUAGCACUUAUGUAACGCCAAUGUCAACAGAGUCAUAUUUUAGUACUUCAUCGAUAAGUCCAUUAACUGAUAGGACAACCACGACAACAUCUUCAACAACGUCAACCUCAUCAUCACCAUCAUCAUUCACUCAUUUGUCAUCGACAGAAGCAACAACUCCAAUAGUGAUGCCAAUAUCAACUGAUAAAACUUUAACAGCUCCCAGCACUUCAGGAGAUCCAGUGAGUCCGCAUAUAUUUAAGAUUUUGUCAAAAAAUAAAUCCAAAAUCAAGGGUGGACACGAAUACUAUCUGAAGGACGAACAACAAAAGACUUUUGGGAAUCACUUUAAUAGUAUCAGUACAUUCUUUGGGGAUACUGAUGAGAAUUCUACAGCAGAUGCUCUGCGGUCGCACAUAAAUGUUUUCCAAUUGAUGGUGAAUUUAUAUGAUCAUUUCUUUUGGCAGCCUUCAGAGCUUAAAACUAAAGUCUCUUCAGCUUGUGCUAUGGAUAUUAAUGCAUAUUUAUCAGCACUCAAUAGCAACUACGAGUGGGCACAAAAAGCUUAUGACUCGUCUGGCCAUUACCGAGGGCAACUUUUCUUUGGAAGCAAUAAAUGGUUGGGACAACGACAAUGCUGUAUUGAAAUCAACCAACAAGAAUUUCAAGACGACCGAAAGCAUUUUGAAUUUGAAUUUUAUGUGGCUACUGUACAUAUCGCUGCUUGGGCGCCAUAUAAUUUGACAGCUGAAUUACAACUAGGCGAGUGUCUACCAAAGUCCUGUACUCCCCGAGAUGUUGAAUCCAUUCUUAAAUUUGACCCUCAUGCCCAAAUGCUAACAUCAGGAUUGAUACCCAACAACAACACUCACAUUAACAUCAAGUCUGUCCGAGCCAUACCAGGCCGAUAUUGUUUAUGGAAGGAUCCUAAAUUUGUUUUCUUUUUCACCUUUUGCAUGGGACUAGUGGGAGUAUGUUUACUAGCAACUUGCUAUGAAUCGAAUCUAAAUGAAAAGAAAAGAAUUCGACAAAUCACCAACAGCGUUAAAGUUGAUCCCAAAAUCGGAGUAAAUCCUGAUUUAAAUGGCAAAACAUACGAGAUAUAUCAAAUGACAAAAAUAAGCACCAAAAUCGAUAACAAUAAUGUUGACAUAGAGGCCGAUCUCAAGAAGAAUAACAAACAAGAUAAGAAGCAUCAGGCAGCAAUCCAACCGGAAGGAAAACAGGAAGCCAUACAAGGAAAUGAGGGGGUAAUAGCAAAACAGGCAUGUAGUGAUGUUAAUGCCAAUCAUGUUGAGCUCUCUGCUGGGGGAAUGAUGAAGAAAACCGAACUGGGAAUUCAAAGAGAUAUACUGUUGUGUUUUGCAUUUCAAAGUAAUGCUAGCACAAUACUUUCAAUGGAGCAAAAGGUUGAGAAUCAAACUAGUUGUGUUCAUGGCUUGAGGGUGUUGUCCGUAUUGUGGACAAUUCUGGUGCAUACAUAUUUGGAGAUGAUGGUAAUUGGAGAAAACAGGUUCUUGCGUAUAAUAACAGAACGAAAUUUCUUUUAUCAAUUCAUUGGCAAUGCAACAUUUUCCGUGGAUACAUUCUUUUUUAUAAGUGGAUUUCUAGUGACGCUGCUCUUCCUACGACAAGAUAAAAAUAAACAAACAAAACAUACCAAAGAUGACGGAUUUUUGAAGAAAAGCCUGAAUAAGAGUUUUUUAAUCGUCAUUUAUCGGUACAUUAGGCUAACACCGGCAUAUUUGUUUGUCAUUUUGUUUUAUGAACUUUCCCUAAAGUACACAUUCGACAGAUCUGUAUUCCAGCCAUUGUAUCCUGUUGAAAAUUGCGCCGAUUAUUGGUGGCGCAAUAUAAUGUACAUUAAUAAUUUCUUUCCACUUAACCAGAUGUGUAUGGUUUGGUCUUGGUAUAUGGCAAAUGAUAUGCAAUUCUAUAUAAUGACCACACUGCUGCUAGUUUUCUCCACAAGAUACUUUAAAACAACAAUUUUGAUCCUUUUGACAUGUCUGGUGAGUUCUUGGGGUGUGUCAGGCAUGAUAUCGAUACAUUACAACUACACCCAUAAGGUGGCGAAUCCUUUUGAAUCAUUUAAUUUUCUGUACGAUAAACCCUGGCAGAGAGUCGGGUCGUAUAUAGUGGGUAUGAUUGCUGGCUUCAUAGUGCACGUUAACAAAACUCCACCAAAAAUAUCAUUUCGAACGAACUUGCUCCUUUGGUUUGCCAGUCUUGGGCUAUUAUUUGUCGUUAUAUGUGGCGUUUGGUCUGGCCAACUGAGUGUUAUAGCCACAGCGUUUUAUGUCAGCAUCGGACACACUGCUUUUGCAGUUGCCCUGGUUUGGAUCGUACUCUCCUGCUGCUGGGGCUUGGCUAAUCCCGUUAACAAGGUGCUUUCAUAUCCUGGCCUUUUGCCUUUGAGUCGGUUGACAUAUUGCACAUAUCUUGUCCAUCCCGUGGUAAUACUGUUGACAUCGUUUCAAAUGGACGGAACUAUCCAUUUGAAUAACUUUAUGAUAUGGGUUAUAUUUUUAGGGAACGCUGUUGUUUCGUUUGGUGUCGCGUUUUUUGUAUCUGUUUUGUUUGAAGCCCCAGUCGUCAGAUUGUUGAAAAUAUUCUUUAAAAAAUGAAAUUAAAUCGUGUUAUAGAUAGUUUAUUUUUUUAAUUUUAAUUUUUUGGUUGACUUUCUUAAGACUACAUUAAGUAAAAUGUGGUAAUGAAUUUAUUUUACUGUUAUUGUAUUAU
Molecule: messenger RNA, 3716 nt
Organism: Episyrphus balteatus (marmalade hoverfly)
Lineage: Eukaryota; Metazoa; Arthropoda; Insecta; Diptera; Syrphidae
Exons: 12
Coding region: 596-3601 (1001 amino acids)
Molecular function (GO): acyltransferase activity, transferring groups other than amino-acyl groups
Source: RefSeq, a predicted model, not a curated record